AGAGCGAAAUCGCGAGAGUUAUCGCGACGCGAGAGAGAGAAUACGGGCGAAUACGGCGGUGAAUAUAUAUUCCAUAUCGUACGACGUGUUGUCGGUGUUGCUCGUCUCGCGGAAAUACCCGGAGAAGUUAGGGGGACACCCGGAGCGCGCGCCGUUCACGCGCGCCUGCUCGCUCGCGAGUGAGAGAGAGUGUCUUUUCGCCGUACCCGCGCCACGCAAGGCACGCAACGCACGGCACGCACGGAUUAAGCGCGCGCGCGGCCCCGCGGAUCCGCGGAUCGCUCCGAUCGCCUCUCGCUCGGUCUCACGUCGUCGGCCCCUGGGUCGCCCGCUCCGAUUGGAGCAUCGUCCCGUCGUUGUCCCACACCUGGUGGUAUCGCGUAUCGUCGUCGACAUCCCCAAUAUCUCCGCCUGCCGCACACGGCGAAUGUGGAAGCCUCUGUGACGGCGUGUGCUACACGGCUGUCGUGCCACCCUGCCACCGCUGCCGUCGCUGCCGCCACUGUGCAGCCCGACCAUCCCGUUGUGCCGUCGUUUUACCGUCGGAUUUUGACGGGUACCAUUGAAGCGCGGCCGUGAAACGGUUCCCCACGUACGCGAGGAACCCGAUUGUCAACCCGAUUGUGCGGUGCCCUCGAGAGAGGCAGGGACGAGAGCGUGAGAGAGAAGGAGAUCGCCAGCCGGAGAAGGAAAAGGAGAAGGAGAGAGAGACAGACGGACACUAGAGGGAGAGAAAGCGAGAGGAGGAGAGAGGGAGAAAGAGAGAGAAAGAGAGACAGAGAGAGAGAGAGAGAGGCCGCCCGCUGGUUGUCCGCUCCGUUGCUCCACACUUUCCUCCCACCCAAGUGGUAUCAAUGUUGUCUGGCAAUGGUGUGUAAGGAGAACGUGGUAUCAUGGUUUGGGAAUCUGUCCAGUUAUAAACGUAUCGAUGUAAUGUGCACAUUGCUGAACAUGUGCUUGCCGUUUGAAGUACGAUUCCUCGGCACGUGCGUCGAGGAUAUCGGCAAGCGGGACUACAAUGACCUACGUGACACAGAACACCAUGCGAAUAGCCCCUCGGAGCUGGCCGAGCUGACGACUUCCAACGUGACGGAUAAACGCACGCGAAGAAAACUGGCUCUCUACAUGGCACUGUUGCAUUCGUGCAAUUACGCCUGUGCGGUAAUCCUGUACAAGAAUCUAUCGAACCUCGACCAUCAGGAGAUCAUCAACCUGUUAAACGGGACCAUCUUUAAACCCGACAACCAACCCUUGGAAGAGUUGCUACUGCUGUAUACGAUGGCACUGAAUCAUCCGGCCUUCACAUACGAACAGAAGAGCGUGUUCGGCAACAUAUUCAUCAAGCUCCAGGAAGAAGAAGCUCGUCUGAAUCUUUCAAAGAUAAACUCUUCUUUCAAACCGACACAAGGCUGUCCACCGUGCAUGAAUACAAAUGAAAGAUUAAUGGAGCCUGAGAUCCCGAGUAGCUGCUUAAUGCCGCCACCGCCAAUGCAAUCUUAUGGAGAAAUAGCGAUGAGGAAUAAUGCUAUGGUCACCGGAGUACCACCUGGUCUCACGAUACCUCCACCAGGACUAUGUUUGCCUGGCCCAGAGCAAAUGCUUAUGGGAUCUGGUGGUACUACGCAAUACGUUCAUCUCGGUUUCCCAUCCAUGAACCACAUGCCCCCUUGGACAAGCCAGGUUAUGAUGGGAAACCAGCUGAUGUAUACCAGCGACGUGUUGGCUUAUCCCCCUUCCCCCUUAGUCAGCCGCCAAUCCUCGCCAUCCCAGUCACGAUCUCCUAGUCGCAGUAACUCGCCGAUGGGCCGCGGCAGGACUAAUGUUAACUCGCGCGCCUCGUCCUCGCAGUCUACUCAAUCCACUUCGACCAGUCUCACAUCGUCGAGCUCAAACAGCCAGACGAGCAGCUCCGUUUCGAACAUCACUAGUAACAGCAACAACAACAACUCCCUACCGCCUCUACCAACGCCCGGCGCAAGCAGAAGUCUUCCUAGUCAAUCACCGUUACUCCCAUCAUCGCGGCCCGUUCCUCUGUCUAACAUGAGCUCAUCGGGCUUCUCCCGACAUAACAUCGACAACACUCCGUCGUCUACUAUGAUCUCGGCAACCCAAUCGAAACAACCGCCACGACUUAGGUCGUCCAACUCUGGCGAUUCCCUUCGAGAGACGCUGGGUAAGGAGAUGCCGAACUUUAAGAGCAACCUGCAGAACUUUUCUCGCGACGAGAUCAGAAGAAUGAGUGACGAAGACUUAAGGGACAUCGGCUUGACACCGAAUGCGGUAGGACAGUUGAGGAAUAUAGUCAAAAGUCAAACUAGCAAUGGCUUAAAUCAGAUUUCAACGGAUAAAAAGCUGGACAGUGGUACUUCACAUUUACUCGCCGAAUCGAUCGAAAAUGAGGCAUCAGGUAUGGAGGUUUUGGGUGAUUCAAGCAAUAGUACAAGCGGGAAAUCGAUGCCAUUACAGGAACAGCAUCCGGCGAUGCAUCAUUAUCACAAUCACAUGACUACUCCCAAUUUUCGACGUUAUCCUGGCAUGCCAUCGAUAGAUCCCGCGCAAAUACAAAUGUAUCCUGCACCACCACAAAUGUAUACAGCUCAGAACUCACCAUGCUAUGCUUGUCUCACUACUGUACCAGUAACUGGAAUGCAAAAUCGAUAUCCAAGAUGUAACGCUCAGCACGUGUUUUGCCUUGGACAACUGCAAGCGCUGCGACUCGACUCUGAGAGCAGCCGGCACUGCUCCCAAAGCAGUAGUUCAGAUAGCACCGGUAGUAGAUCACCUCCCGAAACGCCACCGGCUGCACCAUGGGUCAAUAGCAGCGGCGGUGGUGACAGCAACGUUACUGACCACAUGAGUUCCGCGCCGGUGCAUUCCACAGCGACGGCACCGCCGCACGUUGUGUCAGCACCUCAGCAGUCGUCAAUGCAAUCGUCAGUGCCACCGGAGAGCAGGCAACUUACCAGGAAGAAUUCGCAGACGCGCACGAUGCGACAGAAGAACCAGGGAAUAUUGAACGGGGCCGGCAACGGGAACGGCGGACCGCCGAGUCUAUCGCACUGCGUCUCCUUCCCGGCGCCGCCGACACACUCGCAGCUCACGUAUCUGCCGCACGGCCACUUCCCAGCUGCGCUACGGCCCAACAGCGGUAUCUACUCCAAUUUCUUGCACGGGCCGUCCGCACGACCAGCCUACCAACCAGCGUACCAACCGAACGGCGAGAUUAUAUAUCCAUACACGGGUCAUCCCGCGUCCGGUGGCACACCGCCGCCGCCACCGCCACCGAACGCGGCUGCCGCGGCGCCAGUACAAGCGUCCUACAUGCCACCUGCGCCAGUGGUAACGUACGCGGCAGCGGUGAUACCACAGACUCCAAAGAUCUCCUGUUAUAACUGCGGCAGUAAUAGUCACCUCGCGGUAGACUGUAAGGAUCAGACGAUGGAGGACAUUACGAAGAAAGCCCAAUACCGACUGGAUUACACGAUAAUGAAGCAGCCUGGGGAGUGCCCGAGUUCCGACAAGUGAUCCCCUGCCAUGGACCACUCUGCUACCACUCGUCACAAUUCUCACCGCCACUAUAACCGCAACUAUUGCCAUCAUCGUCAUCACCAAUAUCACCAUCGCUAUCAUCUUCAUCAUCACCAUUACCAUCACAAUCACCAUCACCAGCACAUCUGUCAUUGUAAUCACCAAUACGCCAAUGCGAACCGUUCUAAGGACAGCAAGGACAAGACGUUGCCAGAUGACAACCGCCACCGUUCCUCCUUUCACUUUUCGGUAAUUUUUCUAAAUGCCCUAUUCUUCAAUCAAGACGAUGAUGAUGACGAUGAUAAUGCGAAUAUUGAUGCUGACAAUGACGAUGACAAUGACGAUGACGAUGACGAUGACGAUGACGAUAACGAUAACACCGACGCCAAGUACGACAAGUAUGACAGCGACGAAACUUUUCUAACUGAGGGCACUUCGCGGUUUAUGGUACGAGGUACACCUUUUGCAAGUUCUUAUGUAUGAUAGUGAUUGAAAAGUGAUCUAACUAAAUGUAAAAAUAUAAUGUAGUAGUAUUGUACAAAGAAAGAGUAAAAGCGAGGCAAGAAAUAAUUGAAAGACCGCGUUAUACGGAACACAACGUCUUGUCUGUGUUUCUUUUACUGUAGGACACGUUUCAAGGAAUUUUUGGGUUUAAAUAGUGACUCAUGUCCUUCCAACGAUACUUAUUGGCUACUUAUCGCUGUGACUCCCACCUCGGCAAUGCUCCUAUUUUCCCUUCUGUACUCUAAAUUCUCUUAACGAAUAGCUAUAAGAGAAACGCAAAAAAAAAGGAUAAAGAAUUGUAUUGUGCCCCAAACAGGAAAGCGAAAAUUAUACGAGAUUCGACUAUAUUUAGCAAUCGAUACUUUAACUUCUAAUCUACCAUGUCUACAACGCUAUUACUAUUACUAUUAAACUAUAAUUAUUACUUCUACUAUCGCCGUUACGCCACGACGUUUUUAUGUACAUAUAUUUUUCUCGAUUCUUACGUGCGCGAUGAACCGAUAAUGACAUGUGAAAAAGAAAAAAAGGCGUGUAAUAUAUAUGAAAUAGUAUACAUUACGUAUGUUGUGCGAUGUGCGCGCGUGCAUGUGUUCAUGUGUGUAUGUACGCGCAAAGAAGAUUGAAUGCAAGAGGCAGAAAGAGAGAGAAAAAUAAGAAAACGAUAAGGGAAGGAAAAAAUAGGGAAAAAAGAAACAGGGAAAGGGAGGAAAAUAGAGAAGAUAGUGAAGGAACAACAUACCAAAAGUGUUCGAUCAUCUAGCUGCCGUUGCGCUCCUAUGUGUGUUUGUACGCUUACGUGUGCUUGCGUGUAUAUGUAUGCGAGUGUGCGUGUGUGCAUUUGUGUGUGUCUGUGUGUGUGUUUGUGGUAAAAUCAUGAAAUAUAUGUUAUAUGUAUCCUAUAUAUAAUAUAUAUUUCGUAAUUAUACAUAUGUAUUUGCUGCUCACACCUUGUUUCUUAUCUUAUACUUGUAGUUAGACGGCGAUUCUCAUAUUAUUUAUACACGAGUAGUCAUGCGAUUGCACGUGCAUUUGAAACGAUUUUAUACGACUUUUAUCGAUUGCCCAUGUAUUUGAGCGUAAUCAACGUUAAGCUUUUUUACAUGUUUGGUUGCAGCAAUUAAUGUGUUAAGCGUGGUUAACUAAAUCUUCUGUACAUCUUCUGUACACUUGUCUACAUUAUGGAAUUAUUAUUUAAAAUAGAAGGAUCGCGUUGUCAAAGCUGUCUUAAAAACUGCAAAUUUUUAAGAGGCGUACUUUUAUUGACGCAGAUUUCAGGAUAUUUUCGAAUUGACCCAGCAAAAUAUAUAAGUAUAAUGUAUUUUACACCCUAUAAAGUUUUGUCAAUUUUUCCAUCCUUUUUUUAGAACAUCGUUUAUAACAUCAUUUGUUUAGUUAUAAGCUAUGCAAGCGUGUAAGCUAUGCAUACGUCUACAUAUUUUGCGACACAAGCUUUGUAAACACAUUUAUAUCGUUACAUCUGUUAUGCAAAUCUAUUGUGCAUCUUGUUUAGUAUGUCGAUAAACGAAAUGGAUUAGUUAACCAAAGCUGCAACACUGUUGAUGCAAUGGACUCUUAGGGAGCAACAACGCAGGGUAAAGCUGAAUGUGAGUGGAGUGGCAGCCCGCUAGCAAAAUUGCUAGUGCAUUUAAAACGAUCAUUCGGAUUGUCAUCGGCGAAUGCGAAAACAGCUCGAAACCCUUUGUACAUGAACGAACUUUUACGGUUGAAUAUCUUAAAGACGAAAACUCUCCCCCUCACAGAAUCAUAUAUUUUCUUGUACGAACGGUCGUAAUACGCAAAAGUGAUUUUUUGAAUAAAAAAGAGAAACGUAAAAAUGAAAGACGAUAGAUAGCAAUGAACAAGAUAGUUGGGAAAUAUAUUAACUAGAUAAAGAGAAACCGAUAAAAAUGGAGGAAAUUGUGCUAUUUGUAAGGAAGUUACGGAAACGACUAAAAUGCUAUUAUAUGUAGCGUUGACAAGCCAAAUCGGACAUUUUCUGAGAGAUAUGUAAAAUUUCCUCAGACUUUAUUCAAUCUUUUUGAAACAAUUAUUAUGGCAAGGUGUUGUUCAAUGAAAUCAAAUUAUACCAGUUAUCACGAACAAUGGAAGGUACUAAGUCAAAUAAAUUUCGUGUAAUAAGAUAACAUAUUGGUUCAAUUAUUAGAAGUUGCCAACAAAGAUCGCCUAUCCUAGUCGUGCAAACAAUGUAGUAGAAAUAAUAUUGCUGUCGUUUCGCACUUGCAUCACUGCGAUUUCCAUAUAACAGGCAAACCGAGAAACAGAAUUAAAGAAAUAAAUUUAGAAUUAAAUGUCCGGUGAGGCUUUACGACCCGAAAAUAAGCUGCAAAUUUGUUUCGUUUGAUUGAUUUGUGACGUAUUAGCCUUCUCAUUAUGUAAUUGAGUUCUAUUAAAUAUAUAUUAAGAAUAUAAUUAAGAAAAAUGGAAAUUGCUUAAGAAUAUAGGCAUUGUAUAGAAAUUAUUUAACAUUAAAUAUUAAAAGUUUUUGACAAAUUCGGCCUGUGAAGGAUGCAAAAAGAUAACAGAAUUUUGACAUAUAAAUUUUUUAAACAAAGCUUACUGUCGCCAAGAAUACCUGAUCAAACGACAAAAAAGAUGAAUAAUAUAAUAGUUUCAUAUGAAACGUUUGCUGAAGAGAAAUCGACUCUUUAUUUACAUUAUUCUGCAUUCAUUAUAAAUCUAGAUGAUAUUAGAUUCUCAGACAUCCGUUAUACAUUAAAUAACUAAUCGUUUCCCACAGUUUUUGUAUGCGGCAUAUUUUCGUAUUGGGAUAAAUUUCUAUGAAAAAAGAUCAAUGGCCGAAAUAUUGUUCCUGGAAAAAUGUUGACCCGAGCUUGUUUGUUACUAAAACCAGCCCCGAAUAUUAAAAGGGUUGACGAUUGGGCAUUAGAUGUUGCACAGUUCCUGUUACUGUUAAAAAUUACAAGAAUGUUAGAAGGCUGUCGUGUAUGUACAAUUGCUAGAAAGGUUGAUAGAAAGGGCUUGAUCUUCGCGGUUCCAUACUUUUUUUUUUCAGAAACAAAGCUGAUAACAUGUCUCGACAUUGAUUUAGAUAAUUUGUGCUGUUGCGAUUGCAUUUUUGAUAUCAUUUUAAGGUCGUAUUUUUAAUUAAUUUGAGUCGUUUCGGCAUUGAAAUUUUUCUAGAACUACGAAAUCUAAGAGCACAAUGGCUGAAAAAAUGAAGGAAAAGAGUACAAGACUCUAUCAAAUAAUAUCAAGGUUACUAGUUAAAAAUUUGAUAGGGGUCAAAAUAAUCGCUUUGACUUCUCGAGUGUUAAGACAAGUUGAUUACGUCCGUUGUUAAAUAUAUAUAUCAACAAAAUGUGUCGAACGAAAUUUGUAUAGCGACUGUGAAUAAUACAUAUUACUGUUCAUAAGUUGUGAAUAUGGAUGAAUUAAAAAAAAAAUCUAUAGAAAGGAUCAAUCAAAAAGGAAACUCACGAGAUACUCUAGAUUAGAUUACGCAUUUGUCACAAAAAUGUAAAGGGAGUACAAGAUGUAUAGUAAAAAUAAUAAAAUUAUAAAUAAAAGGAAAGGAUCUAGAACUUUAAGAGCGUACUCUUCUAAAGGAAUAAGAAAGCCUUACUUUUAAGUGCGUACAGCUUAUUGUCAGCAUGUAUUUAAUCUUUCGUGAAAAUACUUAAAUGUAAUUAUAUUCCUGUAAACGUAAUUAUAUUAUUGGAAAUACUUAAA
Molecule: messenger RNA, 7743 nt
Organism: Temnothorax curvispinosus
Lineage: Eukaryota; Metazoa; Arthropoda; Insecta; Hymenoptera; Formicidae
Product: zinc finger CCHC domain-containing protein 2
Exons: 8
Coding region: 868-3525 (885 amino acids)
Molecular function (GO): nucleic acid binding; zinc ion binding
Source: RefSeq, a predicted model, not a curated record